CCAUUCUUGUUGCCUCCAUCAAAAGAAGGAAAAAACAAAUAAACAAAGAAGGGAAAACAAUUAUGUCUUCGUCAGAUGCUCUCGCAAAGUCUUUCUCUGUUUCUCACUCUGGAAUAUUUGGAGUUGACGAGAAAUCAAUGCUGGAGAUCUUAGUAAAAUGGCAACCAGAACACUUGUCAACUUUUAGGAAUGAAACUUCUAGCAUCUUUUUGAAGGAUGAACGCUUCCCGUUUGAGAAAUGUGAAGAAAUUCUUCUUAAAUUUCUAAAAAGGGAAUUUAAGCGUUUUAAGGAUGCUGUGGUGCAAUGGACCAUGCAUCCUUGGGAAAGAGAUGCUCGCAUGGCAAGGAAGGCUUUGAAAAGAGGCAGUCAAGCAUAUGGCCUACUCAUUGAACUUGCAUGCACCAGAUCAUCAGACGAGCUCUUGGGAGCUAGGAGAGCAUACCAGUCCCUCUACAGUGAAUCCAUCGAGGAAGACGUUGCUUGCCGAGUUGAAGGCAUCCAACGCCAGUUUUUGGUAGCACUUGUAAGUUCGUACAGAUAUGAAGGAUCACGAAAGAAUGAUGUGGCAAUUGAAUCGGAUGCUCAAAAACUUAAUAAAGCCAUUAGAAAUGGUGAUAAGACGAUGCUAAUCAAAGAUGAAGAGAUUGUAAGGAUUCUAACAACAAGAAGCAAGUCUCAUCUCGUGGAGGUCUUCAAAUGUUACUAUGAUGAUUUCGACAAGGACAUUGCAGAGGAUCUCGGUGAGGAAUCAGGUUUGAAGGACACAAUUUAUUGCUUGUGUGCUGCUCCAGUGUAUUUCAGUAAGAUUUUAGAUUCAGCAAUGAAAGCUAAUGCAACCAAGAAUGAAAAAGAAGCCUAACUCGAGUUAUUGUAACCCGAACUGAUGUUGAUAUGAAGGACAUUGCUGAGGAAUAUAAUAAGCAAUAUGGAACUCCUCUAGCCAAGAAGAUUGAAGAUGUAGCUCUUGGAAAUUAUAAAGAUUUCUUAGUCACGUUGGUCCAAAGAGCUCUAGCUAAAGGAAGUGAAUAAAAAUGCCUCUCUUAAUGAACUUGUUCUUUUUCUUUGAAUCAAACUCUACUUAUGCUUUAUUUUCCUAUGUUUGCAAGAGCAAUUGUACUAAUAAAAAGUGCGGCGUUCCUAUGAAGUGAAACUUUAAUAAAUUAUUAAUUCUAGUA
Messenger RNA from Vitis vinifera (wine grape), 1176 nucleotides. RefSeq names its product annexin D4-like. The record is from RefSeq and is a predicted model, not a curated record. The coding region runs from base 63 to 860 and encodes 265 amino acids. NCBI's taxonomy places the organism in Eukaryota, Viridiplantae, Streptophyta, Magnoliopsida, Vitales, Vitaceae. The transcript is spliced from 6 exons. Gene Ontology annotation, cellular component: cytoplasm. Gene Ontology annotation, molecular function: calcium ion binding; calcium-dependent phospholipid binding.